This is a messenger RNA of Theileria parva strain Muguga, 2083 nucleotides long. It is a transcript of the gene GSH2, whose product is annotated as glutathione synthase ATP binding domain protein. The record is from RefSeq and is a predicted model, not a curated record. Gene Ontology annotation, cellular component: cytosol. Gene Ontology annotation, molecular function: glutathione binding; glutathione synthase activity; ATP binding. The coding region runs from base 95 to 1978 and encodes 627 amino acids. NCBI's taxonomy places the organism in Eukaryota, Apicomplexa, Aconoidasida, Piroplasmida, Theileriidae. The transcript has 3 exons. Gene Ontology annotation, biological process: glutathione biosynthetic process.
CAAGCACACAUCCAAACACAAAAAACUAAUCGUAAAUAGUAAAAAAAUAUACAAUGAAACUGUACAUGUUAAAUCAGUUUACUGUAGCUUGUCAAUGUCAUGCCUGUUAUCAAUGUUUGUUGAUCUUUACAUCAACUUUCUUGAAAAUUCUAGAACACAAGAAAAUAAGUUAAAGAUACCUUCUCAAUAUAAACUUACCAAUAGCACUUCUAAUUGGGAUUUAGCCGUAGAUUGUGUUAGGUAUUUAGUGUUCAAUGGAGGCCUGUACCAGGCUCGGGGCUUAAUUACCAAUCUCUCAAAUGAUUUGAGAGAAAAUUUUCAUUUAGAAGCGUAUGAUUCUUUACUUGUAAUGGUAAACUUCGUCUUGUUCCCAUUACCAUUUCCUCUAAAAUGCUACGAGGAUUGUUGUUUAACAUCUACUAUUCUAGUUGAGAUAGUUGAUGAAAUGUCUGUUGACCUUGAGUUACUGAAUGAUGUUUUCAGUCCACUUCUGAAGUAUGAUAAGUUUGUCAGAGACUUACUCCAGAUUUCAAACGAGGUUUAUGGUUCUGGAGCUAGAAAUAUCAAAGAUGACCUCAGAACAUACAUAUGCAGAUCCGAUUACUUUAUACACAUUGAUAACCUUACAAAGAAUAAAACACAAGAAAAUGAAUUUUGUAAAACAUGUCUAUACGAUAAAUGUUUAUGUGAAUUUAGUAGAAAAAAUGAUACUAAAGACGGCCACGUGGCGUACAAGUUAGUCGAGAUAAACUUGGGGGCUUGCUCAUUAUCGAACUAUUCACGCAAAUUAUACAAAGUACACGAUAAACUACUACGGACUUAUCUUAUUGAUUUACAUGAUUUGGAUGAUAAGCAGGCCAAGAGGCUUUUGUUAGAGAAGGAAAAACUACAUUUAUACAAUAAUCCUGAUACUUGUUUCACAUACCCAAUAUAUGAAUCACAUAGAAUGUAUCUCGAUAGAUACAAUCCCAUAUUUGGUAAAAACAGAGUUUGUGGAGUUUUAAUUCCAGAUAUCAACUUUUUCAACUUUUAUGACACAUAUUUCAUAUCAAAUGACAUGUUCGAUAAAUACGGAGUUCAUGUGAAAACAGCAACGCAGCCUGUGCUUAUAGAGUGGAUGAAGAGUAAGACUUUUUUGUUGGUUAGUGAUUGGGAAUACAAUACAGACGGAACUGUCAAACUAUUAAAGUAUGCCGAUUAUACGAGUAAACUUCAUCCUGGGAGAUUGGUAAUAAUAAUGGGCUCACAACCAGACCUAAACCGCCUGAACAAACUUGAAUGUUUUGAAGUUAGUACAGUAUAUUCGAGAGAUUAUUAUGAUUCGUCUGAAAUGGUUACUGAUGAUUCUGUGUUUCUAAGAAAAUUUCUUGAGUUUUCAGAUGCUGUUAAAAUCCCAAAUACUUUGGCUCAACUGGUAAACACUAAACGAGCACAGAUGUACUUCACCAAACCAGAAAACAUUGAAAGAUUGGUAUCUUCAUACAAUAAAAGGGUAAAGGGUAUCAAGAGGAAUAAUGGAAUGAUGGACCUGGUUAAACAAACUACUAUUCUACAAGUCGAUCCAUCACUGGAAUCGAGUUCAAAUAUUGUAAAAGAUGCUAUUCAAAACCCAUCUGAGUACAUUUUGAAGCCGAACAGAGAAAUUGGCAAAGGCAUUUUGUUUAAUGUCGAAAUUUCCGAGAGGUUAAGGGCCGGUCUGAAUAACAAGGAGGAACUAUGUCAAUAUGUUUUAAUGAAGAAAAUUAAACCGCCUUCACAACCAGCCUUGUUUGUAAAGAACUUGAAGAAUGGGUCAUUUGAAGUUAAGGGCCAUAAUAGUCUAACUGAACUUGGAGUAUACCACUAUGCAAUAUAUGAUGGAGACGAGUGUAUAGCUAAUGAACAGAAUGGAUAUUUAGCAAGAACUAAACCAGAAUUUGCAACAGGAGGAGGAUUGGGAUCUGGUCACGGAUUUGUUGGUACCCUGUUAUUAUAUUAGGGACUUAAUGUUUAAAAUUUAACCACAAUGGGUUUAAUGUUUUAAUUUUAAAGUCUGUUUUGUUGAGAUUCUUAAUUUCAACUGUUGUAAUAUCUUAUUAUGAAG